Molecule: messenger RNA, 3770 nt
Organism: Chaetomium fimeti
Lineage: Eukaryota; Fungi; Ascomycota; Sordariomycetes; Sordariales; Chaetomiaceae
Exons: 2
Coding region: 231-3527 (1098 amino acids)
Source: RefSeq, a predicted model, not a curated record
CCCAACCUCGGUGUCCCCGAGCACUUAGACAGCACUCGUCCUCUUAGCGAUGGCCUCGGGACCAGCCAUAUACCGUCAUCAGAACACCCUCUUGCUGUCCCGCCGAGCCGUCCCUGAGCUUCGACAGGACAGGGCCUGGCGACGGCCUCAGAGGAGUCCCAACUGAGACCGACUCCAGCGCUGCAAUAACACCCACCGCACCCCAUCCUCUUCCAUCUUAUUCGCCCAUCAUGUCCAGCCAGGACGCGGGGGAACAAGAUGCGGAUGACUUCCCCAACCGGGGCCCCGUCGUGUUCGCCGUGACGACGGCCACGUUGGCCCUAGCGACCCUGUUCGUGGCUGCUCGCAUCGUGUCCCGUGCUGGCAUCGUCCGCCGGACCGCAUGGGACGACUACACGAUCGUGCUGGCCUGGCUGCUCGCCGUGUUCCUGAGCAUGAGCAUCGACCUCGGCACCAAGAACGGCCUGGGGAGGCAUGAUAACGAUAUCGAGCCGGAAAAGCUGCCCGUGCUGAGGACGUGUGAAUAUGUCUUCUCCAUCCUCUACAACCCGGCCUUGAUGGCGACCAAGACGUCCAUCCUCAUAUUCUACUUGCGUCUGUCCAAGAACACGCUGAGGGUCCUCCGCCUGGCGUCGUGGGCGGUAUUGGGUAUCGUCAACGUCGCCGGGGUUAUCCUGACCUUUAUGAACAUCUUCCAGUGCCAGCCGACCCACGCGGCCUGGGACAUCCGGGUCCAGGCAGCCCGCUGCAUUCCGCUGCUCACCGAGUUCAUCUGCUCGGCCCCGGUCAACAUCACCACCGACCUCGCCAUCCUGGCCCUGCCGAUCCCCGUGCUCACCGGCAUGCGGCUGCCCCCGCGCCAGAAGACCAUCUUGGUCAUGACCUUCGCGCUGGGCAUCUUCGUGACCAUCGUUGACGUCGUCCGCAUCUACUACCUCCAGCGGGCCAUCGACCACGUCCCGACCACGUCCUCGUCCGACCCCAUGGCCACCUUCGGCCGGAGCGCCGGCUUCUCGUGGAACGCCUCCUUCUCGCUGAUGUGGUCGGCCGUCGAGGUUAACGUGGGCAUCAUCUGCGCCUGCAUCCCGACCCUCAAGCCGCUCAUCAUCCGCAUCCUGCCGGCCAUGCUCGUCGACCCGGACGGCACCCUGCGCAGCAGCACCCGCACCGCCACCGGCAGCAGCAGCAACAGCACCACCAAGGACGACCACCAGCAGCGCGGCAGCACCUCGAUCGGCGCCAUGCUCGCCACCACGGGCCUCACCCCCCCAGCACCGACCCUCUCCCUAACCCCGCCCGCCGACGCCGACGCCGCUCCCACCCCGGCCUCCGCCUCCGACGACAUCUCCAUCCGCGACUUCCUCUCCACCACCUCCCCCUCCAACCCAACCACCACCAACCCCCAACACCCCCACCGACCUUCCCCCACAACAACAACAACCACCGCCACAACCUCCCGCCUCAGCACCAGCACCUCCCACCCCCGCCACAGCACCACCACCACCAACAACCACGAACCAACCUUCAUCACCCUCCCGCGCGCCAAAAACCUCCUCACCGCCACCCCCUCCGAAUCGUUACGGUACGGCACCCUCGCCAGCAUCCUCUUCUUCCUGUGGGGCUUUUCGUAUGGCCUGCUCAACACCCUCAACGGCGCGGUGGCGGCAGUAGCCAACAUCUCGCGUGCCCAGGCCCUGAGCCUGACGGCGAUGUAUUUCGGGGGCGGGUAUUUGCUGGGGCCGUUGCUGGUGGGCGGGUGGUUGUUGAGGCAUGAUGAGCAUCAUCGGACGAGGCCGGAUACUCCGUUUGAUGGUGGGGAUGGAGGGGGUGUUAGGGGUGGGAAUGGGGGUGGUGGUGGUGGUGGUGGUGAUAGGGGGGUUGGGGGUGGUGGGGACAGGGAGAGGAGGAGGAGGAGGGCCAAGGGGGUGAGGGUCAAGAGGAGGCGGGGGAAGCAGGCGGGGGAUGAGUCCGUGGGCGGGUUCAAGGCGACGUUUAUGGUUGGGUUGCUGGUGUACGGGGUGGGGACCAUCAUGUUCUGGCCCGGGGCGGUGGUGGGCGCGUACGGCGGGUUCAUGGCGAGCACCUUUGUGGUUGGGUUUGGGCUGGCCGUGCUGGAGACGGCGGCUAACCCCUUUCUCGUGCUGUGCGGCACGCCCGAGUACGCCGACGCCCGUCUGUUGCUCGCCCAGGGCGUCCAGGCCAUCGGCAGCGUGCUGAGCGGCCUGCUCGCCGACCGCGUCUUCUUCGUCGCCCGCCUCGAGGACGGCCGCGGCCGCGUCGACUCCACCACACUCAUCGACGUCCAGUGGACCUACCUUUCCGUCACCCUCCUCUCCGUCCUGCUCGCCCUCCUCUUCUACUACAUGCCGCUCCCCGAGGUCAGCGACGCCGAGCUAGCCGAGCUCGCCUCCCGCUCCCCCGUCGACCCCAAACAGAAAUCCAUCGGCGGCGUAUCCCUCCGAACCUGGACCGUCGGCCUCGCGGUCCUCGCCCAGUGGUGCUACGUCGCCGCGCAAGAAAACAUGUCCCUCUUCGUCGAGCAGCUCAUCACCUCCUUCACGCCCGACCCCGGCGCGGCGCUCGCCACCACCCAAAGCGGCCUCCGCCCGGCCUCCCUCACCCUCUCCAUCCCCAACUACCUCCUCAUCGCGCACACGGCCUUUGCCCUCUCCCGCUUCCUCGCCGGCGGCAUCUGCAUCCUCUCCGCCCGCCACCACAACCACCACCACAACCAACCCCCCAGCACCACCAUCAAACUAACCCGCAACCUCCCCACCGCCCGCACCCUCCUCCUCCUCUGCACAACCUUCUCCGCCCUCUUCGCCCUCGUCACCGUCCUCCUCCCCACCACCACCACCACCAACCCCAACAGCACAACUGGAACCAACCCCAACACCGCCACCAUCCCCAUCCUCCUCUUCUACUUCACCGAAGGCCCCAUCUGGCCUUUAAUCUUCUCCCUCGGCCUGCGCGGCCAAGGAGUCCGCACCAAACAGGCCUCCGCCUGGCUGACCAUGGGCGGGUGUGGCCCCGGGGUGUGGCCGUUUGUGGCGUAUGGGAUUAUCAAAGAGGGGGGGAGUGUGCAGGUGGCGAUGGUGGUGGUUGUGGCGCUGAUGGCGGUGGCGGGGGUUUUCCCGGGGUUCCUUGGGGUGGUGAGGGCGGGGAGGGUGUUGGCGGAUGUGCCGCCGGUGCCGAGGGAGGGGCCCGGUGGUGGUAGUGGUGGUGGUGGGAGUGGGAGUGGGAGUGGGAGUAUGGGGAGGAGGGUGGAGGGGGCAGGGGGGGAUGUGGAGGGGGGUGGUGAGCUCCGGGGUGAGGAGGGUGGUAGUGGGCAGGGUGGUGGUGGGGGUGUGUUGUUUGGGGAGCGGUUGGGGGAGGGUUGGGUGGGCUCGAGGGGAUCGUUGUCUCCUCCUGAUGCUGGGUCUGGUCACCGGUUGAGUGGCCAUGACCAACAGCAACGGCAGCAGCAGCAGAACCAGCAGGCGCCUUGGGAGAAUCAGGUUUUGGAUACAAGGAUAUUGGAUGAUUAAAGGAUGAUUGAUGGUUAUGACUAUGAUGAUGCAUGGCGUGGUAAGAAGCGUUGAUUUGGUACUGGGGUCGGUUUGUUUGCGAUAAAGAUACCCCAGGAACUGGUUGCGAUUUAGAGCGUACCUUAUUUGAAAGUUGUGUGUCGAGUACGAAUAAUGAUUCACUGGUCAACGUGAGGAUACAAGAACCUUGACCGGAAAAAGGCACGGCUAGAUCAAUAUCUUGAGUUAGAUGCUAUCAAAAUA